AAUAAGACAAUAAGACUGUUAUUUACAUUUUUUACUUCAAUAAGCACUGUAAAAAGUCAUUAUAAAGUUGACAUUCAACACAGCUUCAUAUCACAGUUGAGUUCAUCAUGUGUGAGGGGUUACAUUAUAUAGAUAGUCAUAAUUUACAUGUUUUUUCAUGUAAUUUUUUCAUGUUACAUAUUUUACAUGUACUAUGUGCAUGUUAUCUAAAAAUGUCAAAUUGGCCACUUUUUCACUUUGUUUUCCAUUUGGUUAUACUGAGGUAGCGAGAACCAGUUUAUGAAGUAAGUGUAAGAAAGUAGUGCAUUUUUAGCGCCAUUUGUCAGUUUUACAAUAAAAUGGAUGCAUUUUUUGAUAAUUUGAAAGAAAAAGUAAAUCGUAAAAGUGUACGGGGCCCCCAAGGGGGCACCUGCAUCAUUUGGAGGGGUAGGAUUUCCCCCUCUGGCUAUGGGCUACAAACUGUCUACUGGCCAGAGGAGGGAAGAAAGGUGGAAAAGGCCCACAGAGUUGCCCUUAUGGCAGAUUGGAAACUGACUCGGAGUCAGUUUCCACGUGACAAUGUAGAAUGUAACCACCUCUGCCAUACCAAGCUGUGUGUGAACCCCCAGCAUUUGGUAGUGGAGUCCCACUCUAUCAACCAGGAGAGGAUUCACUGCCAGUUGCAGGGGGUGUGCAGCAAGUCACACAUGCCCUGGUGCAUUUUAUGUAAUUAUAUGUAUUUUACAUGUAAAUUUCAUUUCAUUUAGCAUAUUUAGAUGGUGGUUUUGAAUAGCUGGCUGGAAGGGGGUUUCCCCUACCCCAGAAUAUAGGGCGUUAUUAUACAUCCCGUCGCACUGAAUUCCUAUGGUUUUUGAACUUUUGGCCCCCCCUCAAUUUAUUAAUAUCAACUAAUUUCUUACAUCUUUUUUUCAUAUCAGACUUGUUUAAGGUGAUUACUUUUUGCAUAAUGGUGUUGCUUGUUUUUUGUAGAGAAGACUCGGCUGGAGGUGGGGUGUUGGUUGACAUGAGGAUUUUACGAAGAGAAGAACUGCCAAUGGGGGUUUGGCUGAGACCUAUUUGUAGGCCAUAGUUUAUUGCUGCUGCUUUCCUUCCCCUGGAACCGGAUUCUACUUCGACAUAGAGACUAUACAUUUUGGACACGUGGGUGCAGGUGUUACAUUUAAGCCGUAACCUAGUGCCCAGGCCACGCCUCUCUUCAGAGUCCAAGUCCCAGGUUAGGUCACCAUCACAGCCUGGAUUGGCCCGCCCAUGUUCUUUGAACUCUGCGUUGAACAUGCCACAUGUCUUUUCCAGAUGCAGCAGUCUGUAGGAGUCAUUUUCACACCUGUCGGAAUCAGUUAUGUACCUGAUUACUUCCUAACCAGGGGUCUUGGCCGAAGCAGUCGGUGGCACCCAGGCCUGAGCAUCAUUUCCUGCUCCUCACACAGAGAGGGUGGAUGCGUCACCAGUUGUAGGGUUUCCCUGUCAACUCUCGUGAAUGGUGCAGGAAAAACACCAGAAUUGCCUAGCUACAGGGCGCCGCCAUUGUGGACACCCAAAGUUGUGCGGAGAAGAAAAGUUGACAGGAGAUCUGAUUGGUCAUUAACAGAAAAUCUUUGUGAUGGAAUUUAAUAGUGAAAUAUAAGUGAUAAAAAUGACAGGUGACAUAACAGAAUAUGUAGAAAGAUACAGAAGUUAUAAGGGAAGAUCUGAGUGGAGAGGUGAUAUUUGGAUGGACAAUUUCAUUCAGUGCGGAUCUACACUAGUUGUAAACAGGCCAAAAUUUGAAGGAAAAACGCAACGGCAAGCCAUAUAUUUUUUGGUGGAAUUUUGAAGGGGAGAUGAUGAACUUUGCUGAAUGGUGACUGAUUUUUUGAAAAUUGGCUUAAUAAAUAAUUGACAGUGAU
This is a messenger RNA of Ostrea edulis (European flat oyster), 1886 nucleotides long. RefSeq lists its product as uncharacterized. NCBI's taxonomy places the organism in Eukaryota, Metazoa, Mollusca, Bivalvia, Ostreida, Ostreidae. The record is from RefSeq and is a predicted model, not a curated record. The transcript has 3 exons. Bases 1249 to 1611 code for a protein of 120 amino acids.